AUAGAACACAAAAAUUCCAGAGAACGUCAAAAAAACACACACACAGAGAGACAGACUGGUGUGAACGACGAGUCAGAAUAUUUCUCGUCGGCUAUUGUUUUUGUUAGUCAAACGUCAUAAUGUUUUUGUUAUUUACACGAUGAAAUCGUGUUGAAGUUUGAUUUUGAUUUCUAGUCUGAUAUCAAAACUGGUGCUACAGAAUAAAUAGAAGCAAUUUGAUCCCGUAGUGAGUGAUUGGUGCUAAAUCCUCAAAUUAGUUUCAAUUUCCUUGUAAAAAGCCAUCCCUCCCUCGAAAAGCGACCGUGUCUUUGGGCCGUUGAACGUGAUAUCAAAAUUAUUCAACGACUUGUAUUAGAAACCGCUGGAAAAAUAGUGCUAUGAGUGCGGUUCAGAGUAAAUUGACGCCGAUAUCGGCCACAUGCAUGGAAUACGUGCAUCCAUGGACAGAACAUUGCUCCGUUGCCACUGCCGGCCUUUUGCUGCAAGCCGCACAAGAGAGUUUUCGAAUAUAUUCGGCGGUGUACACGCUGAGUCUAUUGAUGCGAUGUCGCGUGCCAACGCUGAACGAUCUGAAGCGAAUGUUGUUGGGCAUACUGCAAUCGACUGCAUUCUUGACCACAAGUGCUUUUUCAUAUUCGUUUUUCUUGUGUUUGCUGCGCUCUUGCAUCGGCUCGUUCAAUUUUUAUACGGUAUCAUUUGUGCCAUCGUUCAUGUCAAGUAUGUGUGCUUUGUUGUUGGAGCGUCCAUCACGCCGUGGUCUAUUGUGUUUGUACGUAUCAAACGUGGCCACCGAGACGUUGUUCAAUAUGGCUUGUGCACGUGGCUAUUGUCGACCCAUUCCGUAUGGACAGGUGUUGAUCUUUGGUGCAAGCAUGUCACUGUUGUUGUAUUAUUUCCGAUGUGGGCUGCAUCAAGGCAUUGCGCCUACAAUUCAAACAAAUGCCGCACACGCGAACAAAGACUCAAUUUAUGACAUUUUGAGGUUUGUUGUUGGACGCUACGAAGAGUAUGUGCCAGCCUUACAGUUGCAGCCGCAAUUUUUAUCGCGACGACGAGAACGACAAUCAUCGGCCGCUUUGUUGACUGGUCAACGCGACCCAGCGCAAUCAUCGUCACACACUCGACCACCAUCGAAAAAUCCUUUUUUACCCGUGAUCUUGCAGGCUGUUCGAUAUUACACGCAACUCAUGGACUAUUUCAAAUACAGAUUACCACGACACAAAACAUGCCCGCAUCCACGGAACAGUUGCCUGCAUUACGUUGUGUCCGGUGGCACGAAACUUUUCACUAUCGGAGUCGGUCUUCAGAUGACAUUGAUCUUGAUCCGAUUGAAAAUGACUUCAAAGCUACCGUGGCGAGAGCAACUCAAGUCGAUUUUCCGAAGUUCAAACACAUUAAAACUGGGCACAUUUCUGGGCGGAUUUGCUGCACUAUUCCGGUUGAGUUCAUGUUCAUUCCGACACAUAACUGGAAAAGAUGACCCAUUGCAUGCAGUUCCUGCAGCCUUUUUGUCCAGCAUUGCAUUUGCUAGUUACCCUGACACAACCGUUGCCUUGUACGUCUUUUGGAAAGCACUUCAGAUAUCGUACAACAUUGGCAUCGAUGCUGGUUACCUGCCCAAAAUUCCGCAUUUCACAUUCUUAUUGUACAGUGCCAGUACAGCGACUCUUUUCCAUGCAGCAACCAUCGAACCGAUGAACCUACGAUCAAGCUACUGGAAAUUCCUGCAUUCGCUCUCUGGCGGAAGAAUGGCUGCCAUGGCUCGUGUGCCGCUCGACGUCUACGGUUUGAGUACAUCAAAGCAAUUGGAGAGUGUUUUGACCGCAACGAAAACCAGUCGGAAUAUCAAUUUUAUCUUGUAGAAUUAAGUGUGUUAUUUAAGUCAUGUGUCUGGACAUUGUUGUUGGGUGAAUUUUAAAUUUUAAUGUACAAAAUGGUUUUGGCUCUUAGAAGGACAAAGAAAACAACAAACGAAAAUAAAAUGAUUUCAUGAACAAAUUGAAA
This is a messenger RNA of Sitodiplosis mosellana (orange wheat blossom midge), 2004 nucleotides long. RefSeq names its product transmembrane protein 135-like. Bases 378 to 1862 code for a protein of 494 amino acids. NCBI's taxonomy places the organism in Eukaryota, Metazoa, Arthropoda, Insecta, Diptera, Cecidomyiidae. The transcript has 7 exons. The record is from RefSeq and is a predicted model, not a curated record.